This is a messenger RNA of Phoenix dactylifera (date palm), 1285 nucleotides long. RefSeq lists its product as uncharacterized. Gene Ontology annotation, molecular function: DNA-binding transcription factor activity; DNA binding. NCBI's taxonomy places the organism in Eukaryota, Viridiplantae, Streptophyta, Magnoliopsida, Arecales, Arecaceae. The record is from RefSeq and is a predicted model, not a curated record. Gene Ontology annotation, biological process: regulation of DNA-templated transcription.
UGAACCUCAAGCCUACAACUCACCUCCUCACACCAUUUCCAGAGAACACCUCAAAAGAAACAAGCAGAAUGCCGUCAGAAAUGGGAGAAGUACGCCGGCGGCCGGCGGAGGGACCAGCGGAGGAGGCGGCGGCCGAACGAGGGAGGGAGCGGUGCCCCCGGUGCGACUCCCGGGACACCAAGUUCUGCUAUUACAACAACUAUAACACCUCCCAGCCCCGCCACUUCUGCCGCUCCUGCCGCCGGUACUGGACACUCGGUGGCUCCCUGCGCAACGUCCCCAUCGGCGGUUCCUCCCGCAAGCGCCUCCGCCCCUCCCCCUCGGCCGCCACCUCCGCCGUCGCCAGCUCCCUCCGUCCCCUCCCCACCCUGGCCCCACCAGCCCCCUCGCUGGACCUCCCUGCCUCCACCUCGCCCCCCUCCGCCUUCGGCUCGCUCCUCUCCGGCCCGGUCUCCGCCGGGUUCUUGGCGCUCGGCGAGCCGUUUUUCGAUGGCCGGACCGGGUUCGAGCUCGGACUCGGUCUCGGAAUCGGGUCCGGGCCGGCGGCGUCGCCAUCCAUCGAGGAGCUGGGUUUCGGGCUGGGGACCACGCUGCUGUGGCCCACAGUGCUGCUGGACGAGGAGGGGGUCGUCGGUGCCGGGGACACGUGGCGGUUGGGGAGCGGUGGAAUGGACUGCUUCGCUGCUCCGGCGCCGGCUGCGGUGUGGCCGGAUCUCGCCAUUGCCUCGGCGCCCGCCGAGGGGAGCGGUGUUGCUGGUGGUGAGCUGCGGUAGAGUGGUAUCAUAGUAAAUUUUCGGGUAUUGGGGGGUCUUUCCAGUUUUGCUGUGUUUGCUUUUGGAUGAUGGCCCACGUUUGUGUCUCCUCGGUGCCUCAGGUGUACUGCAACGCAGAAGCCCGCUUCCUCUCUGUUCUUUUUCGUAAUCAUAUUCUUAUAAGUUAGCCUUUUUCCUGGAAAGUGAAAAAUAAUAAUGUUUUAGCCAUAGAGGGUGAAUGAUUUGGUUCAUAGUAGGAAACCUGAUGACUGAAGAAAGUGGGAGCUGAAUCUAUCAUGGCGAGUUCAUGUCAAGAUCCUCAUCUUGGCUUUUACUUUUCACUGAACUACGCCAUGCGCUAGAGAAACGACAAAGCCAAAGCACCGAAUGUAACCAAUGCACUCUUCAUGUUUGCGUCGUUUGUUUUCUUGCAUGCAGCCUAUUCAGUUUUUCUUAUAUCCAACCAUUGAUUCUUAAAAUGGUUCUCCUGUAUCGAUCUUAUAUCUUGAAUCAUAUGGAACAGGAGAUAAAUA